Molecule: messenger RNA, 427 nt
Organism: Canariomyces notabilis
Lineage: Eukaryota; Fungi; Ascomycota; Sordariomycetes; Sordariales; Chaetomiaceae
Exons: 1
Source: RefSeq, a predicted model, not a curated record
AUGAACGGAGAAUCGUGCCUCCCAUCGCGGGAGAGUGCAGCUGCCACGAACAGAAGAUCAAGUCUACAGGCGCCAGCUACGAAGAAUGGCGAGCUAAGUCUACAGGCAGACUCGGGCCUCGCCGCCUGCUUUCAGCAGUUCGUCGACAUCGAUUUGGCGGGAACCGCGAGCUCGGAUCUACCGUGGAACAACUCUCUCUGUUUCAGCACCGGUUUGCCCGGCACCGUACGCUUGGAUACCGGAGUGCCGGACCGCACUCAGCUCGCCCGACGUGACAACGAAGGCACGCCGACUGCUGUGGGGCACCGCACAUCGAGCCUGCAAGCGCACCCGGGAUCGGCGGUCGCUACCACAUGGAACGGAGAAUGGAGCCACCCAACACGCAUGAGCGCGCCAACCACUGCGCAGGACGCCGGGUGGGGCGUCC